Molecule: messenger RNA, 1431 nt
Organism: Pleurotus ostreatus (oyster mushroom)
Lineage: Eukaryota; Fungi; Basidiomycota; Agaricomycetes; Agaricales; Pleurotaceae
Exons: 2
Coding region: 1-1431 (476 amino acids)
Source: RefSeq, a predicted model, not a curated record
AUGUCCCCUAUCAGGUCCUGUAAAGGUUCAGGUUCACGCGGUACAAGCACCGACAGUAGCCUUACCACGCUCGUGGAAUCGGAUGCAAGCUCGGACGCAGAGUCAGAGUAUGCCCCCGAGCCUCAAUUCACGGCAAAAAAAUCCAAGGCGCGUCCAAGAGCGCAGGCCUUGAUCUCGCGUGGCACCAAGUCCGUAGUCUUUGGCACUCUGGUCAUUGGUGGGCAGGAAUUGUGCCCAACCGUGGUCUUUGACGCGUUGUGGCAAUGGAUGCAGGAGAGGAUGUUGAUUGACAAGAAACGUCGAUCAGGAAUUCCACCCCCCUGGACGGAUGAUCACAUAUUACGGGAUUACUUCUUCUGUGCCCCGUAUCGCGUUGCCGACCGUGCCACUCAGUACCUCGUAACGGAGGUUAUCGAGAAGGGCCCACAGUCCGCAUCCGAGAUCGUUUUUCGCGUCUGUAUUUUCAGCACCUUCACCAAGAUCGAGACGUGGGAACACCUACAAGACACCAUUGGCCCUCUUCGUUGGUCUAAUUAUGACCGAAGGGUGUAUCAGUCGGCUUUGCGUACCGCACAGAAGAGUGGUCGGCCUAUCUAUACCGGCGCGUACCAGAAGCCAGCGCCAAAGUUCGACUACGACGAAACGUUCAUGAAUCACCUUGCUCUCGUCGAGAUGUGGAUGCAACUCCAACUGCCGCAGCUAUUAAAGGAUGCCAAUUACCUGGCAGAUGUAUACGAAUGGCUUAUAUCAUUCCCCGGGAUGGGCGAAUUUAACACAUAUCAACUCUUACUUAACCUCUCCUACACUCCCGUCUCCCAAUUCUCCGAUAACGAUUUUGUCGUCGCUGGUAUUGGAGCCAAGUCGGGCCUUGUUAAGCUAUUUGGCAACUCCUACAAGAUUGCGAGGGAGAACUCCGAUACCGUCGACGUCGAUAUAAUGCAAUGGAUGGUCCAUAAUCAAGCCGAGUGUUUUAAGAAGCUCGGCAUCGAUUUCGUCGGCCUCGGCCCGGACUCUUUACCAUUGACGCUCCCCGAUCUCGAACACUCUAUUUGCGAGGUGGAUAAAUAUGCUAGACUUGCAUUCCCCCACAUCAAAGGAAAGGAUAAUCGCACUAAUUUGCGGCGGUCCUAUAAACAAACUGGCAAAGCACUACCUCCGUUGCAACUACCAAAGGCUUGGAGCCACCCUGCGCGUCGGCAAGUGCGCAUCAGGCCUGGCCCACCACCGGUCAUUGAGAAACGAUACCUAAUUCAAGCCAUCGAGGGCAGACGGGAUACCCCAGACGGACCCCAGUAUCUGGUAUAUUGGUUCGGCUAUCCUGCGCAUAUGGCGACCUGGGAGCCGGAAGAAGGUCUACUUCUUGAUGCACCAGACGUCGUCGCCGAUUACCGCAAGUACGGACAAUCUGGCAUAAGAAGAGUCUACACGUAG